AUGCGGCUUAUCUGCGUAUUAUUCCCAACAUGUUCUUGAAGAUAUAACAUUAUUUUUUAACAGUCUGUUCUGUCAAUAUGCUUUUAAUUGCAUUUGCAUUCUGUCAAUUUUAUUGGACUAUCUGUACUGGCCAUAAUAACUGGAAAAAAACAAGAUAUUGUGUGGACACCCUUUUGAGUUUUUGGAAUAUUUUUGCUAAAAAAAACAUCUAUGCUAAUAGAUAUCGGAGGAAACAGAAUUGUGCGUGCCCUUCUUCCAGGAAGCACGACAACUAAAAUUGUAAAGGGGCUAUUCUAUAUUCGAUUUUUUUAUUAUGCGAAACCAUGACAACAAAAUUCGAAAUAGAAAUUAAAAAGUCACAUAAAUGACGAAAAUAAAUAUUAAUAUAAAAUUUAAUUGUGUGUUUGAAAAAACAAAAAUGCUAAAUUAUUAUUAAAAUCAGUUUGAUCUUCAUUUCGUUUGCACCUGUUGUGCUAAAAAGCGUUUAUUUACACCUGUCUUGUAAUUUUUAAACUUUAUCGUGUUCCUGGAGUCGCUGUUGAGUCAAUAGCCUGUCCUGUGGAACGCCAUCUUGCCAGUUGUGAUGUCAAGUUCUCUGCGUUACGACGUGAUUGAUAAUGUUACUCUGGAGCGUACGAUUUAUCUCCGAUGCUGGAAAGAUAUACCGUAUUUUUUUCUAACAUUUGAAUCAAAAGUAAAUUUUUUAUCCAUAUUUGUUGUGAACAUCCUGACUGGAAUCCUAGGGACGAUUUUCAAUGCUGCAUUUUUGUACACAACGUUUAGGCAUAAACGAUUCAGACAAAAAAUAUCGAGCUGGCUUUUAAUAAAUCUGGCUAGCAUAGAUUUUGUGGUAGCCAGUGUUAUAUUAAUACUAAACGGAACUCAUAUAAAACUUAUGCUUAAUGGUGACGGAUAUUGUAAAUUACGGACGAUGAUAAACACGGCAAGUUUUACCCUGUCGGCGAUAUCAUUUACGACACUCACGUUUAUAACGUUAGAUUCCUACAUUGCCAUAGUACAGCCAUUUUUUUACAAAGAAUUUUUCACGCCUUUGAAAGUUAUGAUACCGCUUUGGAUAAUUUGGAUUGUACAAAUUCUUAUGUGCAUUUUAACAGAGCUUUAUUCGUUGUGGACGAUAUAUCAAAUAAUGAUAUCCAUAGUUGUAAUACUGGCCAUUUUGUUUUAUAUGUUAGCUUACACGCAUAUAUUCAAAAUUGUUACAUCAAUGCGCCGUAAAGUGAGCUGUGUUAGUUGUAAUUCAACAAGAGUUCGUACGGCAGGCGAUCGGAAAACCAUAGUAACUAGUAUUGCGAUCGUCUUCACGUUCAUGAUGUCGUAUUUGCCAGUGGGUGUUUACAACAUUUUUAUUUUGGCGGGAAAUGAAACUGAAUUCACUCGCACGUAUGUUUAUCAUUGGUUGCACUUACUAAGGUUAUCAAGCGCCUUAUUAAAUGUGUUUGUUUAUUAUUUAAGAUUGAGCGAAAUUAAACAGGAAAGCUUGAAAAUUUUUUUGCCAUGUUGCGUGGAGAAGAUUGAUUACAAGCAAAGAAAGGAAUCGUAUUUAAGGAAAGUGUCCACUACACGAGCGGGUGAUGAUCUGCCAUAUAACAUUUAUAAUGAAACUGGAAAGUUUGAAACAUUGCCUCGAUGAUGCUUUUAUCCAUAUUUGUUUAUAAACCAUAUUCGAAAAAUGUUGUAUGCAUAAAUUAAAACCAUGCAUUUUACAUUUCCAAAUCAUGCACAUUUAAAACCGUUGUUAAGCUUGGUUUGCAAUAAAGUUGUUAUGCAAUUGUUGCAGAGACAAAAAAAUCUCUUCAACAUUUGAUGUGACCAUCCCUUACGGCUCUUUGUUGGAAAACAUGUGUUUUAAACAUAGUAGUACGGGGACUGUUGUACAGCAGUAAGCUAAGUGUAUAUUUUCUUCAGUAACACUGUAAAAUAAUUUGACAAGUGUAAGUUUGCGUUGUUGAUUUUGAUUUUUUAUUUCAAUAAACUAGUACCAGUCCUGUUGGUAGGUUA
Hydractinia symbiolongicarpus is the source of this 2019-nucleotide messenger RNA. RefSeq names its product histamine H2 receptor-like. Gene Ontology annotation, cellular component: membrane. Lineage: Eukaryota; Metazoa; Cnidaria; Hydrozoa; Anthoathecata; Hydractiniidae. The coding region runs from base 584 to 1651 and encodes 355 amino acids. Gene Ontology annotation, molecular function: G protein-coupled receptor activity. The transcript has a single exon. The record is from RefSeq and is a predicted model, not a curated record. Gene Ontology annotation, biological process: G protein-coupled receptor signaling pathway.